UUGGUCUGAGUCUGCACUUACAAUAUUUUCUUGGAGAAUGUUGAUGGCACCUGUCCAUUAUUAAGAUCAGGUGGUUUUGAUGUACCCAUGUACUGUUGUCAUCAGGGGCGGACUGACAACUCAUGGGGCCCCCGGGCAAUAGGAGAUCAUGGGGCCCCUGUAUCCUUGCCCACACCCAAAGCACACCCAAAAAAAGCCUAUAAAAGGUACCAGGGGCAUCUCAUGGGGCCCCCUACUGACCCCGGGCCCUCGGGCAGUGCCCGAGUUUCCAAAUGGUCAGUCCGCCCCUGCUCCUAUUGGAUCAGUGGGUGCCUGUGCUCAUCCAUUUGCUGGCACCCAUUGAUCAGAUUCUGCUGUGACCAAUCACAGUAGAAGUGGCACACUGGCCACACUGGCCACACGCACGAGCACCAGCAACCAGGAAGUGGCAGCUCGGCUGCCCUGUGGUAGUAUAUCUGCUAUGGAAUGGUUGGCAAAUGGAUAAAUACAUUUACUUCCCU
Messenger RNA from Staurois parvus, 500 nucleotides. NCBI's taxonomy places the organism in Eukaryota, Metazoa, Chordata, Amphibia, Anura, Ranidae. The record is from the annotation of a GenBank genome assembly.